AUGUCAAGGAAACGAGAAGAUAAACCGCCGAAGGUUUUUGAACACGGCGAAGAAGUUUCUUCGUUGGAGGAAGAGAAUGAAGUGUUUUCUAAAGAACCAUCAGCCGUGAUGAAGCCUGCUCUGGUCACCGCAACAGAGAAGCAAAUUUCCGAUUCCAAAUCGGGAUCGGAUUCUGAAAUUGAUUCCGAAUUGGGAUCCGAGAUGGUUGUGACGAAGCCUUCUAUCACCGCCACAAAGGAGAAGGAUGAGAGGGUUGUGACGAAGUCUUCUGUCGGUGCUACAACAGAGAAGAAUUCCGAAAGUGAUUCCGAAUCUGAACCCGAGAAGGUUGUGAGAAAGUUUGCUCUUGCAGCCGCAACAGAGAAGGAUUCCGAAAGUGAUUCUGAAUCUGAACCCGAGAAGGUUGUGACGAAGCCUUCUCUCGUCGCCACAAAGGAGAAGGAUUCCGAAUCUGUUAAGUCCAAUGGGAAGAAAUCCAAGAAUGGCAAGUCAACGGAUGUUGAGUCUUCUUCUCUUGUUGAAGCUUUAGUGGGUUUUGGUAUGGAUGAACUUGGUGCUGAAAAAGGUGUUGUGAUGAAGCCUUCUCUCGCCGCCACAAAAGAGAAGGAUUCCAAAAGUGAUUCUCAAUAUGAAUCCGAGAAGGUUGUGAUGAAGCCUUCUCUCGCCGCUACAACGGAGAAGGAUCCCGAAAGUUAUUCUGAAUCUGAACCCCAGAAGCGCUCCCACUCCCCUGAGUCAGACAAAGGAGGAGUGUCUAUGAACAGGGUUAAGGUCGUGUCAGUGGAGAGGAAACCAUACUUCCAACGUCUAUGGACUGAAGAUGAUGAGAUUCUUGUUUUACAAGGUGAUGAUCCGACAUAUGUCAAAGCUCGUGAUCACAAGGCCUUUGACUUGUCUAAGCUUGUUUAA
Molecule: messenger RNA, 909 nt
Organism: Camelina sativa (false flax)
Lineage: Eukaryota; Viridiplantae; Streptophyta; Magnoliopsida; Brassicales; Brassicaceae
Source: RefSeq, a predicted model, not a curated record